Molecule: messenger RNA, 597 nt
Organism: Knipowitschia caucasica
Lineage: Eukaryota; Metazoa; Chordata; Actinopteri; Gobiiformes; Gobiidae
Source: the annotation of a GenBank genome assembly
AUGAGCAUCCAUUUACGCAUAUUCGAGCUGGACGUGUGUGCUGUUUUGGACACUGGGGCUCGUAGAAGCGUGCUGCCUUCAUGCCAUUACAAUGCCAUUCACAGAGGCAUGAGGCCCCAUCUGAGCCCAUCUACAGUAGAGACUUUGAUUGGAGUGGGACCUGGUGAUGUUCCGGUGCUGGGUGAAACCAAAGUUCCAGUCAAUAUUCACAACCGUCAAGUCGAAGUUGACUUCCUGGUAGCGGACAUUGCAGGGAAGGAUGUACUGCUCGGUCACUCAUUUCUCACGCAAGCUGAAGCCUGUCUCGACUUUGGUAAGCACCGCAUUGUGCUUUUCGGUGAAGAAGUGCCCUAUUUCCACCCAGAGACUGUGUCCAGAUCGCAUGCUGUGAGAAUAGCCAGAACUCUUGUGAUGGAGCCCGGACAGGAGUAUUUGGUCAAAGGCACUGUGCACCUUGAUGAAGCUAUACAAGGAGACAUGAUGCUGAGCCCUACAAAAGGUUUUGUUGAGAAACACAAAGUGCUCAUCGCUAGAUCCAUGCUCAUCACACCAAAGUUAUUCCACUGCGCCUCUUCAACCCGGGCAAUAAACCUUUGA